UUAUGCCCUAAUAACUGGCUGCAGAAAAAAGGGAAAUGCUAUAAUUUCUUAAAAACCUUUAAAUCAUGGACCGAUAGCCAAAAAUCCUGUUUAAUAAUGAAAUCACAUCUCUUGAUGAUCCAAGACAUGGCUGAACUGAAUUUCAUACAGAGUAGUAUACCGGAUGGAAUUUACUUUUGGAUGGGUCUGAACAUCACGCACCCACAAAAGGCAUGGACCUGGCUGGACGGCACCCCAUUAAAUCUACAGUUAUUUCAAGUCACGGGCCAAGUUGAAGAUAACGCCUGUGCUGUAAUAACAAAGAAGGGUGUGUUUUCCGAAAAGUGUUGUAAUGAGAGUUACUGGAUUUGUCAACAUGUGAUUUCUUCAGACAAUGACUUCUAAACUGAUUGCAGUCUAUCCUUCCUAUCAAAAAAAAAAAAAAUUCGGAAGUCUUUUUUUAUUUAUGUAUUUUUGUAGAUGUACAUCAUUUUUACAACAAAUAUUAUGGUGAUGAUGAUGAUAAUGGUGUAGAUUUGUGUCACUAUAACUCUGGGCAAUCAGACUUAACUCAUUCUUUUUGGCCUUGUCACUCUUGUCACUGGUGCUAUAAUUCAGCAGUCAUCCCCCAUUCAUCAUAGUGGCUCUUUUAGACAGAAGUUGGCCUUUCAUCUCUUCAACAAUUCU
Panthera uncia (snow leopard) is the source of this 666-nucleotide messenger RNA. RefSeq names its product killer cell lectin-like receptor subfamily F member 1. The coding region runs from base 97 to 384 and encodes 95 amino acids. The transcript has 3 exons. NCBI's taxonomy places the organism in Eukaryota, Metazoa, Chordata, Mammalia, Carnivora, Felidae. The record is from RefSeq and is a predicted model, not a curated record.